This is a messenger RNA of Plutella xylostella (diamondback moth), 1178 nucleotides long. Lineage: Eukaryota; Metazoa; Arthropoda; Insecta; Lepidoptera; Plutellidae. The record is from RefSeq and is a predicted model, not a curated record.
AUGUCCGCUCUCAACUUGGUGGCAGCACUGUGUCUCAUCGCGCACCUCCACACAUCUCACGGCUUCGACCGCUCACUGAUAUGCGAGACGCCUCCCACCCCGCCGCCUGGACCACCCCCCAUUAUGCCACUGCUGGCCCCACCGAUGUAUUACUAUCCACCACCACCAGUGAUCCCAGUUGUAGCAGUGAUACCAAUGGUACCAGCUGUACAAGUGAUACCAGCUGUCCCAAUGGUAUUCCUCAUCAGCCUGCACAUCACGAGCACGCCAUGCAAGCACCGGCACCACAUCAACUUGCACGAUGGAAGCAUCGAGAACAUCUUCUACUACCAGGACGUCAAACACAACCCUGAGAAUAACCACCCAAUCCCGCUGAGGGGUAACCCUUGGAACAUGCAUGACAGGGUAGAGUCCCCCACCACCAAGCCCGCCUGCUGCCCCAAGUUGUGUUGUUCUUCGUGCUGCGGAGACUGCCACAGCAACAACCCCGUCGUCAUGCACCAGUUCCCACCAACGUUCUUCAACACCAACGGGAAUAACCCAGUAGAACAGAUAAAUCCACUCGAUAUGAAACCGGACGCGAAACCCGACUGGUCGCCUUCCCACCAAAAAUACUACGACGAAUUGAAAAACAAAACGCUCCACGGAAUCCAGCACUACAGCGGGAGACGACAAUUUGUGGACACGAAGGACAAUAUACGAGGGCUCAUCGCUCAAGAUGAGGACAUAAAGAGGAUAUUGAAGGAGCUGGUGCGGGUGACCAUGCAGAAGGUGACCCUGGUGGAACAGCUGAAGGAGAAGCAGACGAGCAGGAGGGUUGUGGACGUCGGUGGAACGGAAACAAAAGACGACACGACCGAUGAUGAAUAUCAGGAUUAUAAUAAUGGUGAUGAAAAUGUAGACGAUUAGAUUAAUCUGUGAAGGAAUUACUUAGUUAAAACCAUGUUUCUUAUAAAACAGUCGACUGUAGAGGACAGUAGGAGGUAUCUGAGUUAUGUUAAUAUGUAAAUUGUUAUUGUGAGUUCUCAUUUUUUGCAUGAAUAUUACAUAAAUUUAUACGAAUGUGGCAGGAAGCGACAGCAAGAUAAACUUUUCACUUGCAAUUAUCAUACAAUUAAACGGUACCUACAGCGAAGUUAGCGAGUCUCAAAGGAAUGGGUGGUCAUAGCCAGCUAAAA